GGUGGGAAAAAGUAGUUCUUCACAGAGAUGUCAAGGCCAGUAAUGUCCUACUGGAUGCUGAUUUUAAUGGGCGGCUAGGAGAUUUCGGGCUUGCUAGAUUGUAUGAUCAUGGUGAAAAUCCUAAAACAACCCAUGUGGUUGGAACUUUUGGGUAUAUUGCACCAGAGCUUGCUAAAACUGGGAAGGCAACUACUAGCACAGAUGUCUUUGCUUUCGCGGCGUUUAUGCUCGAAGUGGCUUGUGGACAAAGGCCUCUAAAGGUUCAUGGAUUUGAUGAUAAAAUUCUGGUUCAGUGGGUUUUGGAGAAAUGGCAAGAAGGAGCAAUCCUUGAGGCUAGUGAUCCCAGAUUGAGAGGUGAGUUUGUGGCGGAAGAAAUGGAGUUGGUUUUGAAGCUGGGCCUACUUUGCUCGCACUAUAAUCCAGUGUCUAGGCCUAGCAUGAGGCAAGUGAUGCAAUAUUUGGAUGGGGAUGCCAUGUUUUCGGAAGUAUUUAUUGAUGAUGCAGGUAUUGGUAUGGCCGCAUUAAUGGGGAAUGGGAUUUCAAAUGAAUUUGCAAUGACAUUUCCUUCAUCAUCAUCGGAGAAUAUUUCUGCUAAUGCCCUAUCUGGUACAGAGUCACUCCUCUACAUGGGACGUUAGAAUUGAGUAAGUUUUAUGUUUAAGAUAUGUUGGAUGGUUGUUUCAUUGUGUUUCGGGAAAAAAAACUAUAACUUGUUAAUAUUUAUGGUAGAUUUUGAAAUUUGAGGCAGUGUUGAACAACUAUAGCAUUUCACACACACACACACACACGAAAAAACCCUCCUGUGCAAGGAAAUUGUCA
Ilex paraguariensis (yerba mate) is the source of this 819-nucleotide messenger RNA. NCBI's taxonomy places the organism in Eukaryota, Viridiplantae, Streptophyta, Magnoliopsida, Aquifoliales, Aquifoliaceae. The record is from the annotation of a GenBank genome assembly.